Messenger RNA from Manis pentadactyla (Chinese pangolin), 7488 nucleotides. It is a transcript of the gene CHRM2, whose product is annotated as cholinergic receptor muscarinic 2. The record is from RefSeq and is a predicted model, not a curated record. The transcript has 2 exons. Lineage: Eukaryota; Metazoa; Chordata; Mammalia; Pholidota; Manidae. The coding region runs from base 1348 to 2748 and encodes 466 amino acids. Gene Ontology annotation, biological process: adenylate cyclase-inhibiting G protein-coupled acetylcholine receptor signaling pathway; regulation of smooth muscle contraction; chemical synaptic transmission. Gene Ontology annotation, molecular function: G protein-coupled acetylcholine receptor activity; G protein-coupled serotonin receptor activity. Gene Ontology annotation, cellular component: synapse; plasma membrane; dendrite.
CAUGAAGCACCGUAAACACUCUGCCAUCUGAUACCUGCUAGUUGAAUAAAACAUGGGCAUUGACUCGGGUUUAAAAUAAGGCGGAAAAAAAUCAUCUCCCUCUCUAACACAUUUGCCAAUGUCCCAGAGUAAUAAACAAUCUGUGAAAAGUUCAGCACGCUGUUCACAAAUUAUAGCAGAUUUAUUUUAACAUUUCCCACCUGAAAAAACUGGACUUAAGCAUCUUUUGCAAUCGAAGAGCAAGCAUCACUGCGUCCAUAUGUCCUGUCACCUUUGUAGCAAUCAUCUGCCUGCAGAAAUGGGUCUGGGUGGUGGUGGUGGAAACUGUACGGGUUUUGAUGUAGAAAUUGUAGAUGGAGAGCUGGGCUCUGGGGAAUGGACGUGGAGAGGAGCGGAAAGGAUACUGGAGAAAAGGCUUGUCAUAUUUGCUCAGAAGAAGCACCAAAUCAGAAAGCAGAGAAGAUUUCAUUGGAGGGGAGCCUUCAACAGCAACUAAUCCUGUCAUAUUGAAAGGAAAUUGUAAAUGUUCUCUCCAGAAAUUGUCCGCCCAUUGCAGCUAAUCGCACACACACGCACGAACACGGCCACGCUCUCCUGCGAUCCCCAAGGCGCCGGGACGCAGAGACCCGCUCCGGCGAGAGCGCGCGCAGACACUCGCACACGCGCGCACACACGCGCCCGCCUGCGCGUGGACCAGAGCCUGGCACCGCAGCUCCCACUAGGACAUCUCCGGAGGCGCCGAAGUAGGUGCUGCCCCCACACUAAUUACUACUUCCCCAAGCACUUUGGUGAAGAAAUGAAUCCCGUCCAGCCCGCCGGUCCGUCUAGAUCUCGGUUCUGUUCCGCUCGCCAGAUUUAUCUUCUUGGUGAAAGCCAGGUUCGAAAGUCCUUUUUGCUUUUCUUUCGGUGAUUCGGUGUGGAGGGCGCGGACGGCGUCAGUUCAACUCCGGUCCAAACCGCGAAGGGGGUCCAGACUCGCCAAGUGGCUGGGACGGCUGUGGGGUGCACGGUUCUGCCGGCGCGCGCCCGCGCCCCGCAGCUCCUGCCCGAGCGUUCGGGUCCGCUCUCUCCCCGCCUCCCCGCCCCACCCCUCCGGGUGUCGCGGCACCAACUAAUCUUUCCCUUUUCUCUUGCAAGAUCAAGGCAGACAGCGAGCCGGCGGCCGGCCUCGGACUCUGAGCGGCGCGCAGCUGGCCCCCGUGCCGCUCAGCCCCGGACCCGCGAAGGGCUCCUGCCUCCUGCCAGCCUUCACCGAGGAGAGCGCAGCCCGGGCAGGCGACGGGAGCUAACCCGGAGGCAGGUUUAAAUGUUUGUUGGGCCACUUGGCUACUGAUCAGAAAACACAAAAUGAAUAACUCCACAAACUCCUCUAACAAUGGCCUGGCUCUGGCCAGCCCUUAUAAGACCUUUGAAGUGGUAUUUAUUGUCCUGGUGGCUGGAUCCCUCAGCUUGGUUACCAUCAUUGGGAACAUCCUGGUCAUGGUCUCCAUUAAAGUCAACCGCCACCUCCAGACGGUCAACAAUUACUUUCUAUUCAGCUUGGCCUGUGCUGACCUCAUCAUUGGUGUUUUCUCCAUGAACUUGUAUACCCUCUACACUGUGAUUGGCUACUGGCCUUUAGGACCUGUGGUCUGUGACCUCUGGCUAGCUCUGGACUACGUGGUCAGCAAUGCCUCAGUGAUGAAUCUGCUCAUCAUCAGCUUUGACAGGUACUUCUGCGUCACCAAACCGCUCACCUACCCUGUCAAGCGGACCACAAAAAUGGCAGGCAUGAUGAUUGCAGCUGCCUGGGUCCUCUCCUUCAUCCUCUGGGCCCCGGCCAUUCUCUUCUGGCAGUUCAUUGUUGGCGUGAGGACGGUGGAGGACGGGGAAUGCUACAUUCAGUUUUUCUCCAACGCGGCUGUCACCUUCGGCACUGCCAUCGCAGCCUUCUACUUGCCCGUGAUCAUCAUGACUGUGUUGUACUGGCACAUAUCCCGAGCCAGCAAGAGCAGGAUAAAGAAGGACAAGAAAGAGCCUGUGGCCAACCAAGAUCCAGUCUCUCCAAGUCUAGUUCAAGGAAGGAUAGUGAAGCCAAACAGCGGCAACACGCCUGGCAGUGAUGACGGCCUGGAGCACAACAGAAUCCAGAAUGGCAAAGCCCCCAGAGACGCUGUGACCGAGAACUGUGUCCAGGGGGAGGAGAAAGAGAGCUCCAAUGACUCCACCUCGGUCAGUGCCGUUGCCUCUAAUAUGAGGGAUGAUGAGAUAACCCAGGACGAAAACACCAUUUCCACGUCCCUGGGCCACUCCAGAGAGGAGAACUCUAAGCAAACAUGCAUCAAAAUUGUCACCAAGACCCAAAAAGGUGACUUGUGUACUCCUACUAAUACCACCGUGGAGCUCGUUAGUUCAUCAGGUCAAGACGGAGAGGAAAAACAGAACAUCGUAGCUCGAAAGAUUGUGAAGAUGACUAAGCAGCCUGCAAAAAAGAAGCCGCCUCCUUCCCGGGAAAAGAAAGUGACCAGGACGAUCUUGGCUAUUCUGUUGGCUUUCAUCAUCACCUGGGCCCCGUACAACGUCAUGGUGCUCAUUAACACCUUCUGUGCGCCCUGCAUCCCCAACACAGUGUGGACAAUCGGCUAUUGGCUCUGUUAUAUCAACAGCACCAUCAACCCUGCCUGCUAUGCACUUUGCAAUGCCACCUUCAAGAAGACCUUUAAACACCUUCUUAUGUGUCAUUACAAGAACAUCGGCGCUACAAGGUAAAACAUCUUGGUGAAGAAGGAAGGUGGUCAAGUGGAGCUUGGGGAGAAGCUACGGAUAAAAGAGCUCCUAGUUUUAAAAUCUCUGCCAUUGCACUUUAUAAUCUUAUUAUGGAAUGUGCAAUUCAGGAGCCCAGCAGUGACAAUCUUAUCAUGCCUGUGCUCCAGAGAAACUUGCACCUUUUAGGUCCUGCCAGUUUAGGAGCAAUGAGACCGUGAAAGAGAUGUGUUGGAAUUGUGGAUUUAAGGAACGACCUGUGCUUUCGUGUACUCUCUUGAAGAAGGGCUUUUGAAACCACAAUUUGAUGACUGCACAACGAAAAGAAUAACCUCGCUCCUUUUGUUUUCCUUUUUUUUUGUUCCCGUGUGUCCAGAUGAGGAUGAAACGCCAUAGUUAUGAGCUAACACGGAGACUUAAACAUAAAGAAAUAGACAUUGCAACGGGAAGUGAAGAAAGAAAAUCAAAAAGGAUAACAAAAUGCUCUCCAGAAUGUUAAACAUAUAUUAUUCUUUUGUUAUGGUUUUAUUUGGAGAAUUGCAGCAUAAUAAAUGCUUUUUUUUUUAACCUUUCCCUUUUCCCACCAUCAAAAGAAAGCAAACAAAUGAAAACCAAAAACCUAGAUAGAUCAUAUCGUGAUUUUUCCUGUUACGGCACUGGAUUUUGUACUUUCCUGUUCUACCUGGUGUCGGGGCAAAAGGAGCAGAACUUUCACUAAGUACAAGCAGAGCCAGCCGUGUAAAUGGGCAUUUCACCCCCACCCACUGUGUCCUUUGCAUUCUUUGGGGGUGUACAAGCCUGUAUAUGAGGGUUUAGUUCCCCUGUGGUCCUUGAUGUGACCUGUUUUCACCAAUCUGGUUUUUUUCUAAACUAGCCUCUUCUUUUAAUAGAAUAGCCUACCUAAUUCAUAAAAGGAAUUGAGAAGCCAAAGUUUUUGUUUUUUUUAAUUGAGGGUUCAUCAAUUUACAUCAUGGUCCUCCUAGUUGGAGGAAGUUUUCUGAGGCCAUAUUAAUUUUGAGAGAAGAAAAUGAAAAGGUUGAAAGGGCAUUCUGCUUCAACUUGAAUCUGCCUGGCCCAGGUAUGAAAUGCUAGUUUGUAACACAUGAACUGCUGGCCUUCGUCAGCAGGAGGGAGAAGUUCCUUUAAUCAUUCAGAAUCCUAAGUAGGAUUCAUGCCGUCACACGGCACCUGUGACUUCCGGGUCGGUGCCAAGAGCCUGAGACCCUGUCAGUGCCUGCCCGAAGGGGAUGUUUGAUCUCUAGUCAAGCGAGGAUGUUUCUAACCAUCUAGGACCCAGAGGAAGGGAGGAGAAAAAGUAGUUCAAAAACAUUUUCUGAAACCUCAUAUUCAAAAUUCCUCACAAAUUCCUCAAAUGGUCAAUUCUCCUGAAAAUUUUUUAAGUUCAAAAUCCUGUCAAUAAGAGUAUGGCAGUCUUUGUGACAGAAGGGUAGUGGAUAACUAAACUGAGGCCAGGUGAGCUCAACAGAAUCUGAAAGAAGAAUGUUGGUGGCUCUAUUUGUGUCACUUCUUAUAAUUUCUUUAAUUGUAGACCAUUAAAAAGUCAUAUAAGGAACUAUUACCCAAAUGGUAGCUUUAUAUAUAAUCUCGUCCAUGUAAAGACUUUUUAUUUGGUAUCCCAAAUAAAUAUAUGAUUAAACUGAUUGACAUUUAGCUACUUACUUUUAAUCCCUCAACUUUUUUUUCUAUAUUUGCUAUAAUCUUUCAAUCAGAUUUUCUAAAGAUGGCCCUAUCAGUAGAAAUUAAAUUUAUAAAACCCAUUCCAAAAUUUCAUAUUUUGCACUUCAGAUUAAUGAGUUUUUAUGAUAUCUUGACCGGUAAUAUUGAUAUGAGUUGUGUGAUUAAAUUUGCCAGUAUUAGACUGUAGCACUUAUUAGUUAUUUUGGGUGACUUGCCCCAAUGAUGGCAUCUCAACAAUUCUGAGAGUUAAAAUUAAAGCACAAGGUAAACGACAACAAAAUAGAAGUUAGUUAGCAAAUUGUCAAUAAUAUUUGUACAUAACUUACCCUUUAUAAAAAUAACUUCAUCUUAAUAACUUCAGUCAUCUCACCUUCCCCCAAUCUUCUGUGUAUACAUCAGUUCAUACAGAUCCAUUUACUCUACAUUACUUCAGUGUAAACUUUUACAUUUUAAAUCCCUAUUUAUUUUUAUUUCUUCACAUCAACAAAUCACUUGAGUGGAAGGGACAUCAAGUCAAUGGGCGUUUUGAUUUCCUUAAACAAAACAAUGGACCAGCUGAACAUUUCAUUUAUUAACUUGUACUAUUAUGAUGUAGAUUCACCUUUGGUUGGGAUGAACUCUUUGGAUUCAGGGAUUCAGGAUUCUGGAUUUGGGUCUUUUUUUUUGUCUGCUCUAACAAUCCAACUCACCGUGAAUCAACCUGCCUCUUAAUCUCCAUUGACAUUACAUGCUUCCCUUUCUUCUUUCUAUCCUUGAUCUUCGCCAUAGCCACCAGAACCUUCAAGCGUUAAAGGAAUUGAAUAUAGACCGACACAUCACGGAAGCUUUGCCAACCAGAAUCAGAGAAAUGGGAAGAAUACAGAAAAUGGUAGAUAAUUAGAAAGCUAUGGAGACUCUUCAGAAGUUUGCAUUAACUAUUGCUGGAUUUGUCCUAGUGGCUCUCAACCAGGGAUGAUUUUGCCCCCAGGGGACAUUUGACAAUGUGUGGAGACAUUUUUGGUGUCACAACUCGGGGGAAGGCUAAUAGCAUCCAGUGCAUAGAGGCCAGGGAUGCUACACAACAGUUUACAAGGCAUAGGAUAACCCCUCACAACUAAGAAUUAUUUGCCUUGAAAUAUGAAUAGGGCCAAAAUAGAGAAACCUGAUCAUUUUAAGGGAUUCUAGAGCUUGCAUUAUAUAAAUGCGGGAAAAAAAACUGUGUCACUGUUAGAAUUAUCAGUGCAAAUUGCUCACCUGUGUGAAAAAGGAUACUGAUCAACAAUCGUCUAUCAGACACACUGUCAUCCAUUGAGUCUGGUGUAUUUGUAAUCCACAGACUGGGAACACAAGACACAUCUACAUAUCCAAGAUCACCAGAUCAUUCACAUAAGGCAUUUUUUGCGACAUCUUAAUGUCCAGUUACAAUUGCCACAGGGUCCAGUGAAUCGAAGUUACGGUGGAUGACCAUUAACAUGAUUGCAGCUUACAGGGUCAGUUCCCACUGGAGCUGCCAUUUUUCCUUUCAAAACCAUUAAGAGCCUCUUUCAGAAACAAUGACUCCUCUCCUUUGUUUUCACUGGAAAGGUGAAUAUCUGUCAAGAUUGUCUUCUCUCCUCACAGCAAUAAUGUAAAUAUGCUAGAGUGGUCUUAUAAGAAGAGGAGAUUGAGAAUGUGAAAAAGCCAGUUCAUUUCUUGAAAAAAGAAAUGAUUGCUCUCUUCCAGCUCAUCAUUAACUUAAUGCCAGCUCCCAAGUGUUAGGACAAAGUCACCAAUAUAAUAAGUCACAUGGGAUAAGCUUUCCUGUUUCGAUGCGAAAGCUGGAGGUCCUAUGUAUCUGCUCUUUGCCCAUUCUCUGCUUUUUCUUGAUCCUGAAGAUCUGACAUUAGGGGAGAUGGGGUUCAAAAUGAUGGCAACAUAUACCUAGAAAUGCAAUCUGACUUUAUUUUCUCCUACUUAGUUCACUGGUAGUUGCCUUUUUCCCAGUUUGAUAAUAUCCCUUCCAACAACCACAGCACUGGCGUUGCAAAUAGAUUAGAGAAGCACCCAAAGCUGGAUGAAUUGUGCAAAGUGUAUUUUCCGCAUGUAUAUACAAUACCAUGCCUCUUAAAUAUGCUUCCUUGAAAGGGUGCACGCUGCAGCAUGAACUGUGUGCAUAUUUAAUGUAUCUUCCUGGGAUAUGCUGUAUGCUUAAUAUACAUACUCUAUAAAUAAAGUAAUGAAAUGUACAAUAGAAAUACAUAUUUCUGUAUGCAAAUAAAUAUAUAAUACACAAAAUCUUAAUAAGCAGUAUGGUAUAUGUUGCUUCAGAGUAAUGAGUAGAUUUUAUAUGCCCAAUUUUAAAAUAAAGUAUUUGCUUUCAAAGGGAGAAGUUUAAGAACAACCAAAAUCCUACCCAUAUUAUUAUUAUGCUGUUUUAUAAUUUUUGAAAGCAUGGCACUGAUUUUUAAACAUCUCUUGGAAGAAUAUAUUAAUAAAUCUUUGCUGGUGUCACCCCAAAUGACAAUAGCGCUUUUUGCUCCUGUGCUUCUGACGGGCCUCUGACUAGAACCUUCCUGGCAGUUACUUUCCCAACAGCUGUGUUGAUCUCACGUCUGAUUGCCUGAUGAGACUGCACCCUAUUCAUUGACAUACAGCUUCACUCUCCAAAUAAACUGAUUUUUGUCAAAUAAAAAAUAAUCAUGAAGGAUGACCUUCAGAAUGUUCUUCUUCCUGAAAAACAACGUGAAAAUUGUACAAAGCACUGUAUUUUAUAAACCACUCUUUUCAGUUUGAUUCAGAAUAGAGCAUCUGAUACACUAAAUGCCGCAAAUUGUUAGUGUAAUAUGAUUGUAAGUUUCUCUAAGAUAUUGCAAAAUAGAUUAUUUCUUUCUGAGUGUCCUACAUUUUCUCCAGAGCAAAUCUCUUCCUUUCCUUGUUGCCCUCUCAACUACUCAUAUUCCCCAGAACAUUUUCUUUGGCCCAUUAGCAUCAGCUUUAGUUAGCAAAUGUUUCAUUAGUUGUUCCUGGGCAUGCAAUCCCAAGAGAGCCUUGCAUUUUAAUAAAAAAAGCAUAAACACUGAACAUUUGAAU